Messenger RNA from Nerophis ophidion (straightnose pipefish), 2787 nucleotides. RefSeq names its product noggin 3 (gene nog3). The coding region runs from base 250 to 897 and encodes 215 amino acids. The record is from RefSeq and is a predicted model, not a curated record. The transcript has a single exon. Gene Ontology annotation, biological process: negative regulation of cell differentiation; negative regulation of BMP signaling pathway; osteoblast differentiation. NCBI's taxonomy places the organism in Eukaryota, Metazoa, Chordata, Actinopteri, Syngnathiformes, Syngnathidae.
AUAGGCUCCAGCAACCCCAAACGGGACAAGCGGUAGUAAAUGGAUGGAUGGAUAUAAUUUUGGGAUUUGGUUCCACAAAAAAAAGCCCCAAAGUUUUUCAUUGCGCGCGCGUGGAGGCCGGUCCACGUGACGUCACCGCCCAGCCAGUCCUAUUUGGGCGCGGCGGGGAGAAGAAGAUGAAGAUGAGGAGAGGACGUCCACGGACGCGGACUGAGUCCCAGGACGUGAGCCGGGAGGACCAGCGCGGACAUGGCGGACAUGGCGGUGCUCCCGUGGCUGCUGCUGACGCUCGUGUUGUCCACGGGCUGCGCGUGCCAGCACCGCCUGCUGCUGCGCCCGGUGCCCGGCGACGGUCUCCCGGUCGUGGAGCUCCAGGAGGACCCGGACCCGCUGCUGGACCCCACGGAGAAGGACCUGAACGAGACGGAGCUGCGGAGCGCGCUGGGCGCCCACUUUGACGCGCGCCUCAUGUCCGUGCGCGAGCCGGGCGACGAGGACGCGGCGGCGGGCGACGAGGACGCGGGCGCCGACGCGCGCAUCAUGCCCGAGGAGAUCCGGGUCAUGGAGUUCGAGGUGCCGCGCGGCAAGAGGCGGAAGCCGAGCAAGAAGCUGCGGCGGCGGCUGCAACUGUGGCUGUGGUCGCGCGCCCGCUGCCCGGUGACGCGCGCCUGGAGCGACCUGGGCAGCCGCUUCUGGCCGCGCUACGUCAAGGCGGGAAGCUGCUCCGGCGAGCGCUCCUGCUCCAUGCCGGAGGGCAUGCACUGCAGGCCGGCGCGCUCCUCGCACCUCACCCUGCUCAGGUGGCGCUGCUUGCACCGGAAGGCGGCGCUCAGGUGCGCCUGGAUCCCGGUUCGAUACCCCGUCGUCUCCGAGUGCAAGUGCGCAUGUGCCAACUGACUCGAUCGAUCGACGCGGAGACCUCGAGACUUUCGUCGAAGUUGACACAAAGUCUUUUCGAUGAGGCACUUCCGGACAGAGUUUGCCAAAAUAAAAGCGCAGCUUUUAGUGUAAAAACUGACUGAUAGUGGAAUGUUCCGCUGUCAAUCAUUUGUUGACAUUAUACCUGACUGUCGUCACGUGUCUGUGGAGGGCAGAGGUCAAAAGACUUAAUUAGCUCGAUUAAAAUGUUGACUUCUUCCGUGUUAAAGGGAGUGGCGCCCUCUGGUGGUGACUAGUAUAUAUUCAACUAGUUCAAGUUGACGAAGUGAAAAGUUAAAGCUCCUCUGAUUGGUCGAGUGACGUCAGGUAAACAAAAGGGUUUCUACUAGGUUUGUGGGAAAAAACCGAAUCGAAUACGUUGUGCAAUUCAGAAUUGAUUCUCAAUUUUUUUAAAUCGAUUUUUUUUUUUUUAUCAAUCCAACAAACCACUACACAGCAAUACCAUAACAAUGCAAUCCAAUUCCAAAAGCAAACCUGACCCAGCAACACUCAGAACUGCAAUAAACAGAGCAAUUGAGAGGAGACACAAACACCACACAGAACAAACCAAAAGUAGUGAAACAAAAAUGAAUAUUAUCAACAACAUUAUCAAUAUUAGUUAUAAUUUCAGCAUAGCAGUGAUUAAAAAUCCCUCAUUGACAUUAUCAUUAGACAUUUAGAAAAAUAAUAAAAAAAGAACAAUAGUGUCACAGUGGCUUACACUUGCAUGGCAUCUCAUAAGCUGGACAACACACUGUGUCCAAUGUUUGCACAAAGAUAAAAUAGGUCAGAUUUUUGGUUCGUUUAAUAGAUAAAACAAAUUUACAUUAUUGCAAUCAGUUGAUAAAACAUUGUCCUUUAUAAUUAUAAAAGCUUUUUAAAAAAUCUACUACUCUGCUAGCAUGUCAGCAGACUGGGGUAGAUCCUGCUGAAAUCUAUGUAUUGAAUGAAUACACAAUCCUUUUCAAUCGGAAAAAUAUCGUUUUUGAAUCGAUAUAUUAUUGAAUCUUGACCCCAAGAAUCGAUAUUGAGUCGAAUCGUGGGACACCCAGAGAUUCUCAGCCCUAGUUUCUACACACGCACGUGAUGUCGUCAUAGUGAGGUCAUGUGACAACAAGCAGCCAGUUAGAAGUGUGACACACACACACACACACUGCAGGUUUGUCACCUGCGUGUGAGGAGACAAGACGCCCACUGGGCAGCCUGACUGCCGCCAAGAUCAUGUGAUGACGUCCAAGGACAACAAGAGGAGCCGUCAGGUUAUUUUGGAAUAUUAACAACAUAUAUUUCAUACACAAAUAAUACAAAACACCUUAGAUUAAGGUGUAAAGUGUAAUAUCUUUGACCACCAGGGGGCAGCAUGACAAGAAGACUCAUCAAUCUGCUGUCUAAACACACACUGUGUUAUAUGCGCAUGCGUCAGUAUGUACCAUACUUCUAUCAUUGUUCCAAAAUAUGUCAUUUGUUCCUGUUCCGGUUUUAUUUUCAAUCCAACAAUUCCACGAGUCAGUGUGUACUUUAUUCACUGAUAUUUUCGUUUCGUGAAUGGCUUUUUUUAAUCUGAUUUUUUUUUUAAAUGCAAAUACAUCGUUUGAAAUACAAAGCGUUCUUCUCUUUCGGUGUCAAAGAGCAAAAAGUACAUCUUAAAAGGGUUUCAUUUCACAACAAAAAUCAUUCAAGUCUGCUGAAAAGGAAUAAAAAACGACCUUUUUUUUUUCCUAUUCGGAACCGGAAGUGCCACUGUUGGGUUUGUAAAUUACUUCCGGUUUCGUGUCGGAUUAUAAAAAAGUUUUCUGUUUUUGGUCCUUUUUUUUUUAUUGUUGCAGAUUGCUGGAUGUCAUUUUAUGAAAAAAAAAAUCGAACCGUUCU